Nerophis lumbriciformis (worm pipefish) is the source of this 1474-nucleotide messenger RNA. RefSeq names its product dehydrogenase/reductase 12-like a (gene dhrs12la). NCBI's taxonomy places the organism in Eukaryota, Metazoa, Chordata, Actinopteri, Syngnathiformes, Syngnathidae. The record is from RefSeq and is a predicted model, not a curated record.
GGACCAGGCUGGUCCACGUGGUUUGAGUGGGGACUAAAAAGAGGAGCAGGGAGAAGUCAUCAGUGUGAUGCUUCCACAGUCAACAUGUCUCUCUAUCGCAACCUGGCCUGGUUCCUCAAGGGAAUGACUCAGUUCACCAGAAAUGCUUUCCUGUCAGCCUCCAAGCGCUUUGUGGAGAAGGACCUGGAAGUGUCUUUGGCGGGACGCACCUUCAUGAUCACUGGAGCCAACAGCGGCAUCGGGAAAGCCACGGCCAUGGCUAUUGCUAAGAAAGGUGGAACCGUCCACAUGGUGUGUAGGAACAAAGACAAGGCUGAGGAAGCGAGGGCUGAACUUGUCAAGGAGACGGGAAAUAAAGAGAUCUACGUCCACAUCCUGGACAUAUCUGAGACCAAGAAGGUGUGGGAGUUUGCUGACGCCUUCAAGAGGAAGUACAAGGCUCUAAAUGUCCUGAUCAACAACGCAGGGUCUAUCAUGAGUCAGAGGGACGUGAACACGGAGGGCCUUGAAAAGAGCUUCGCCACCAAUGUCCUUGGGGUGUACAUUCUCAUCAAGGGUCUCAUUCCUUUGCUGGAGAAGAGCGCAGACCCCAGAGUGAUCACUGUGUCAUCAGGGGGGAUGCUGGUGCAGAAGCUCAGGAUAGGAAACCUGCAGUCGGAGCGAGGCCGCUAUGACGGCACAAUGGUCUACGCCCAACACAAGAGGCAGCAGGUGGUGAUGACGGAGCAGCUUGCAAAGAUUCACACAAACAUCCACUUCUCUGUCAUGCAUCCAGGCUGGGUGGACACUCCUGCUGUAGCCAACGCCAUGCCUGACUUCCAUCGCUCCAUGAAGGACAGCCUGCGGACCCCCGAGCAGGGCGCCGACACCGUGGUGUGGCUCGCUGUGUCCGAGGCUGCCGGCGCCAGCCCCAGUGGACGUUUUUAUCAGGACCGCACGAUGGUGGCCACCCAUCUGCCGCUGGCUUGGACACACAGUUCCCCUCUGGAGGAGCAGAAGCUGAUAUCCGCUCUGGACGACUUGGCCAAGACGUUCCAGCCGCACUGAAGCAGAAGCAGCACAUCUUCACCGCUCUAACCAGCAACACUGACCAAGCCAAGGGACCUUAUCCAACCAUUAUUAUUGCUUAUUAUUAUAUAGUGCAUUCAUAAAGCCAGGUGACAAGGACUAAAACUACAUUUACGAUUUUCUUGAAGAGAGCAUUGCACACAUUUACAGUAUUUAACUGUGACUUUUUUGAACGUUGUCAAUCUGAUGGGAAUCUGAUUGGACCAAAAGUCACCGAGGCCCAGCUAUGAGUUCAACCUCCUUGUUGUGUAGCUAAAAAUGUGUAACUAACAACUCUGUUUGUGUGUUUUUGUCGCGUCGCAGUGUAGCGGGUGAAUUCCAGCAGGAAGUGCAGUGCUCUCACUACGGCAGGGAUGUCCAAACGGUUUCUGUCCAGAACACCGGUUAUGGACAAAAAAUUUGACAU